Onthophagus taurus is the source of this 1240-nucleotide messenger RNA. Its product is annotated as STAGA complex 65 subunit gamma. Lineage: Eukaryota; Metazoa; Arthropoda; Insecta; Coleoptera; Scarabaeidae. Gene Ontology annotation, molecular function: transcription coactivator activity; protein heterodimerization activity. The record is from RefSeq and is a predicted model, not a curated record. Gene Ontology annotation, cellular component: SAGA complex.
AAUCUUGGUUUGGUAAUAAACAUAACCUUUUUUUAAAUUAACCUGUCACUUUUAUUAUUUACUUUUAAAAUGAAUAAAAUUACUCAUUGGGGUGAAAUUGAACGUGAAAACGAUGAUAUUUUCGUUCCAGACAUAACGGCCGAUGUUGAAAGAUCAAUGAACAAAUUUUGUUUAGCUGAAUAUGAUGCAAAUCAAGAUCAACAUAACCUAAAUAAAACGGAACAAAUAACUCUACAAAACAUGGAUCCAUUAAUUAUGUACACAAUAAAUUUACAUAAACAUGCUAAUGAUAUGACGGAGAUGAUUCGAGUUGCCGAAUUAGCUAUUGAAUCAAAUUUAAUUCCACCGGAAGAUGCAAUACCUCCUAUUCCAGAUAAACCAAACCUUAUUUUAAGACAUUCACGAAAUAGUUUAAAUUAUAUACCAAAAAGAUUUACGGCAUUUUCGUUAGGGAAAGAGAUUGAUGUCCCUGAAAUAAGUUAUGCCGGAGCCAAACAGGUUCUAAUUAAAUGUGUAGCUGUUUUAACCGCUCAUAUUGGUUUUGAAACAACUCAUCAAAGUGUUUUAGAUUUCUUAACUGAAAUUUUAGAAGCGUUUUUAUUGAAGUUAGGAGAAGAUUUAAGGGUUGCUAUUGAUGAUCAAAAAGAGGGAAGAUUAUGUGGGUUUCCUAAUCCAAUUGAAAGAGUUUUAACUGAAUUAGGACUUGGUGGAACCAAAGGUCUUCAUGAUUACUACCAAAAUAGAGUAAUUAAAUAUAUUGAGGUGAUGCAAAAACGUUGUAGAGAGCUCAAUAAUUAUUACACCCAAUUAUUGAUACCAAGGACUUCAUCCCCUGUUGAUAAAUUAAAUAGGAUGGUAAAAGUUAAAGUAGAAGAAGAAGAUACAAGUGAUUUUGAUAAUCCAGAAAUGCAUUUUCCAACGUUGGAAGGUGAAAUUGGUCUGUUAUCGUUAGAAACUGGGUUUCAAUUGUUAAACAGCUUAGAAGCUGAAACGAAUUUGCAAAGUAUUCCGGAAGGGGAAGAUGAAAUUAAAGUGAAUGCGUCGCCAAGUGUUGUUGUAUCUGAAUCGGAUUCUUCGAAUUUAUCACCGUAUCCAAAAAAGAAAAGGAAUAGAUAAAUAAUUGUAUAUUUAAAACAUCGACGCAUCGCUUAAUUUAGAUUUUUCCAAUUGAGGGUUUUAUUAUAAUUUCUUCACUUGUAAUCCCUUUUGGUCCUUUGCAAUUAUACAAAUGAACUUAUUA